Aspergillus welwitschiae is the source of this 1171-nucleotide messenger RNA. Its product is annotated as DsbA family oxidoreductase. The record is from RefSeq and is a predicted model, not a curated record. Bases 211 to 897 code for a protein of 228 amino acids. Gene Ontology annotation, molecular function: oxidoreductase activity. NCBI's taxonomy places the organism in Eukaryota, Fungi, Ascomycota, Eurotiomycetes, Eurotiales, Aspergillaceae. The transcript has 2 exons.
UACAAGCAGAUCACCAAUGACUGUUUCCAUCGCAGUCCAUGUGGUUGAAUCUCCCCCACAAUUUGCUAAUCUGCUGACAAAUCCAGUGCGACAUCCAGCAACUAAACUACACUAUACUAUGCAGUUACAUUUUCACCCUUUGGACUUAACAAACACAUCUUUCUCUACCUAUUCAAAACAAGAUUAAUAGAUAGUGGACCAAUAUACACAAUGACCAACUUCAACAUCCAAAUCAUCUCCGACACCGUCUGCCCGUGGUGCUACGUCGGCUUCCGCCGUCUCACACGCGCCAUAACAACCCACAAGACCACCCACCCAGCCGACACAUUCACCCUAACGUGGCACGCCUUCUACCUGAACCCGAACUCGCCAAGUUUCCCCGGUCUCGACAAAACCGAAUACUACAAAUCCAAGUUCGGUGCUGACCGCGCGAGCGCCAUCUUCGAUCGACUGGGUGCCGUGGGCCAGAGCGAAGGGAUCAAGUUCAGUUUUGGUGGGAGGACGGGGAAUACGCGGGACUCGCAUCGGUUGAUGUGGUAUGCUGGACAGAAGGAGAAGAUUGAUACAGUGAAGAAAGAUGACAAUGUGAUUGGGGGCUUGCAGACGAGGGUGGCGGAGGAGUUGUUCCGGGCCUAUUUUGAAGAGGAGAAGAAUGUGACGGAUCGGGAGGUGUUGGUGCAGGCUGGGGUUGGGGCUGGGUUGGAGAAGAGUGAGGUUGAGAGGUUGUUGGAUGGGGAGGAGGGUGGGAAGGAGGUCGACUUGGAGGCUGAGAAGGCGAGGCGUCAGUUGGUGACGGGGGUGCCGUAUUAUAUGAUUCAGGGGCAGUAUGCUGUGGAGGGUGCGGAUGAGCCGGAGACCUUUUUGGAGGUUUUUGAGCAGGUGAAGAAGAGUUCUUGAGAGGAAUUACGGAUGGUAUAUAAAGGUGAGAAGGGGAACAUCUACAGGUACUGUUGAUCCCAUGCAAAUUACAUUGCUCUAUGGAGGCAGCAAAUAUGUAACACAAGCAGAGAAGUGUAACGUAGUGGAGUCUAGUCUUAUGAGACAGCCGUCCUUUGCCCAUUAAAUCCUCCGAUCCACAACCAUAAGUCUUUGCAAGGGGGGUAGAAAUUUGCAACCCCAGAGAGUAUCCCCAAACGCCCGAGUUGACAAAUGCGAGCAAGUAAGCAAAUGC